Capra hircus (goat) is the source of this 622-nucleotide messenger RNA. Its product is annotated as prolactin-inducible protein homolog. Bases 53 to 490 code for a protein of 145 amino acids. NCBI's taxonomy places the organism in Eukaryota, Metazoa, Chordata, Mammalia, Artiodactyla, Bovidae. Gene Ontology annotation, molecular function: aspartic-type endopeptidase activity. Gene Ontology annotation, cellular component: extracellular region. The record is from RefSeq and is a predicted model, not a curated record. Gene Ontology annotation, biological process: regulation of immune system process; proteolysis. The transcript is spliced from 4 exons.
UGAGCACCUGGGAUCCUACGUCUCUAGGACAUCACAUUCUGUCUCAUUCAGCAUGUACUCUCUCCAUCUCCUGCUCAGGGCCAGCCCUGCUGUCCUGCUUCUGAUUCUUUGCCUGCAGCUGGGGACCACCAAAGCUCAGGAAGACACAACCAGUCAACAGUUGAUGACAAUGGACCUGCAGAUGCUGCAAAUAGACGGGAGUGAUGAGGCCACCGUGGUGCUUCAAGUCUCAACAGAUCUGAGGGAAUGCAUGGUGAUUAAAUGUUAUCUUCUAAGCAACAUUCCGAUUGAAGGCAAUUUUAAUUAUAAAUUCACCUCCUGCCUCUGUAACAAUUCCCCGAAGAGAUUCUUCUGGGAUUUGCAAACCAACAGUACUGUAAGAGUAACAGCAGUGGUUGAUGUUAUUCGUGAACUAAAUAUCUGCCCGGAUGACUGGGCAGUGAUACCUAUUAAAGCAAAUCGCUUUUCUCUCACUAAGAACCUACCAUAGUCUGAUCUAAAUGGAAGCCUUUGUCUCUGCACAUCCCAACCCCGCCAGCAGGGGAUUUCCUCCAAGGAAAGCUGGUUGGGGUCAACUAGCUAACUUUAGUCUCUAAAAUAAACUUCUCACAAGCUUCUCUGA